AUGUCGCGGUCAUCAAUGUCUCCUGCAGAGGGGAGCACUACCACCAGAAAUCCUACCACCAGCAUCAGCACCCGCGGCCGAAGACGGUCGCAUCACGCCUGUUUAGCUUGCAGACGUAAAAAGACUCGUUGCCCAGGCGAGAAACCACAAUGCUCAAGCUGUGUCCGCCUCACACAGUCGUGCUCUUAUCCGCCAGCUAUUAGGCCCUCCCUAAGUGGCCCUUCGGAGGAGAGAUUGGCGCAUUUGGAAGAGAAGCUCGACUUUUUACUCAACGGUAAUUUGUCUACGUCACAAAUACAGCAACAGCAACAGAACCAACGCCAACAGUCACAACUCGAAUCCCCUCAAGAAACAACAGACACUUCUGAAAAGUCAUACUCGAGCGUUCAAAACACGCGCGAGCCAAGUUAUCCCACGAGUCAUCCCUCGGUCAAGUCCGAAUCCGACAACUCGUCGCUGCGACCCAGCCUAUCCGACAUCGCAGCUGGCGUUGCGCUCUACUUCGAGUACUGCCACCGACAACCAAUAUGGUGUUUUGAGAGGGACGAGGUCAGCAACUUUGUCUCGAUGCAUGAUGAGCUCGCCUGCAGUAUUCUUGCUCUAACUUUGCGCUUUUCCGAUAAUGCCCACCAGGCCAAGUUGUAUGCCAACAAUGCAAAGAACCUUAUUAUGCUGCGUAUUGCAAAUGGCAGCGUGGAUCUUGCGACGCUUGAGAGUCUUUAUGGGCAUGUGCAUCUGGGCCAAUUUCACCUGGGUCUUGCCCAUCAAUUAUGUCGCUCCGCAAUGCUGGACGUCAAGUCCUUCUAUGGCGUCGUUGAAGAUCCCAUGACAGAACGCAAGAAGCGAUUGUUCUGGAGUCUACAACUGCUUGAGCAAUCUUAUGGUCGCCAAGAAGGUCUUUUGAGUGUUCCGACAGAGAUCUGGAGACCCGCUUACUCUAUGUCAAGAGGCCCUCAACCAGUGCACGAUCCACGAGCUCCCACUAUGCCUCGAGAUGACCUCGGCUGCAACCACUCGAAUGAACCCGGUAUCUGGAAUACCAGUGUUCAUCUUGGCUGGGUUUGGAGCCAAGUUCGAAAAUAUGUUUCCGAUUGUGCGCACAACAACAUCAAAGAGCCCUGGCGACAUGACUCCAUGUAUGCAAAGGUCCUCGCCGACUUUAUGGAAACGGAAAACAGGAUACCCAUGUGCCAUCGCUACGAUACGGUCAGGUUCUACGAGCGCGAAGUUGAAGACUUGAAGAUGCACCGCGAUUACUGGGCGCCUUGGCUCAAGGAGCAAUUCACAUACCACGUUAUUCCCACCGUCCUCAACCACCCUUUCCUCUACAUCGUCGGAGCACAGCACAAUCCCAACCUCGCCAUCCCCAACACCUUUUGGAGACGAUCUUCCGAACUCGCUCUGCUUCAUUCUACUUGGAUCGUCCGAAUGAUCGACAUGGUCGUCGACAAGCAAGUGCCCCUUGCAGAUCCCUUCUUCGGGCAUGUGGCUGCUAUUGCGGCCACGGUGCAUCUGUACUACCGUUGCGCGGCUGCGACCAGGUUAAAGCACAAGUCCAAUGCCGACUUUGCUAAGUGUAGGCGGUUCCUCGAGAACUUUUUGCCGACUUCGGCUGCUUGCAGAGCAUUGGAUCGCAACCUUGACAAGAUGACGCGUAUUGCCGCGGGCACACCUGACAGCAUGGAGGUGGACGACUGGAUGCUCUCCAACAUCUACCUUAGCGUUCCCCUCAUGUGGAAGAUCCUCCAGUUCAGCACAGGGGCCGACUCUCAAGAGCUUCCCACAGCUGGCCUCCUCAACCAAUCGCUGGUGCCCAACUCAAUGCAUGAAGGGGACAACGAGAACGUCACCUUGGAAAUCAUCGUCGCCAACGCCCCAGAAAUAUCCAUCAACACAGCUGAUGGGGGUCAAGAGGCUCCUGCAUUAUCCUACAAGGCGGCCCCUUUAUCUUCAUCACAGGGCCCAGACUCGGCGGGCGACACAGUCUAUGACGACAUCCCCGUUUAUGACAGCAUAACGCUAUGCACAUCACCUUGGCUCUAUGCGGACUCUUCGCAGUUUGUCAAUAUCACUGAUAUGAGCUGCGACGACCCGCAACAUCCCACGAACGAUAGUAACAGAGGGCCUGCUUGGUGGGAAGGCGAAAACUUUAGUAAUAUCAUGUUUAAUCACUUUUAG
This is a messenger RNA of Fusarium poae, 2178 nucleotides long. RefSeq lists its product as uncharacterized. Lineage: Eukaryota; Fungi; Ascomycota; Sordariomycetes; Hypocreales; Nectriaceae. The transcript is spliced from 6 exons. Gene Ontology annotation, cellular component: nucleus. The record is from RefSeq and is a predicted model, not a curated record. Gene Ontology annotation, biological process: regulation of DNA-templated transcription. The coding region runs from base 1 to 2178 and encodes 725 amino acids. Gene Ontology annotation, molecular function: DNA-binding transcription factor activity, RNA polymerase II-specific; zinc ion binding.